Molecule: messenger RNA, 3417 nt
Organism: Pelobates fuscus (common spadefoot toad)
Lineage: Eukaryota; Metazoa; Chordata; Amphibia; Anura; Pelobatidae
Gene: NRG3
Product: neuregulin 3
Exons: 9
Coding region: 760-2736 (658 amino acids)
Biological process (GO): intracellular signal transduction; nervous system development; animal organ development
Molecular function (GO): chemorepellent activity
Source: RefSeq, a predicted model, not a curated record
UUUUCAGUUCUUUCUUUUUUUUUUUAUUAGAUAUAGUGGGGGAAAAUGUAUGUGUAUAAGUACAGAUGUAUAUACACAUAUGGACACAUACAUUGUGUUAGAAGUAUUUUUUUAGUUUUUCCCUUAUGGCUUAUUUUGUGUUCUGUUAAAUGCUUAUUCUAGUGUCUGUACUCUUGCUGCUGCCUUACAGAGCUCAGACUCUCCUUAGUUCUAGCUUCGGAUUGGUCUCUCUCUUAAAGUGCUGGCCAAGGGUUGGUUGCAGGGACUGCUGAAUAACAGGUGCAUUUUACUGCUUCGUCGCCUUUCAAAGAAGCAGCCGAGAAACGCUGGUGCAUCUGUUCUGUGGGUAGAGAGAAGCAAAAGAGACAAGGAGGCAGAUCCUCUGUGCAGGAAUGUUGCUAAUGAAAUAGACAAGGUGGGACACAUACGGAUGCUCGGGAAAAAAAAAAAGAAAAAAGAAGGCUGGGUUAUUUCUAUGGAAAGCAGCAGAGAAAAAAAGAGAAAUUGAAGAAAUGCAUGGAUAAAUAAUAUAAUGACAAAGCCCGGAUGGAUAGAAUUUUUUUAGCUGAUUCAGCAACAGCGGCUCCUAGCAUUCUGCUCUGUACAAGAAUCCCUGUUUCUAAUGGAGGAAUGUUUAUCCUUGCUUAUCGGUAAUUGUAAAUGCUGAUAUUUGGUUCUGCUUUCGUGGGGAGCUUACAUAAAUGCUGAUGUUUCAGCGUCUUAACACGGAUGCAUUUUGGGGGGUGAAAGGUAUAUAGGAUGAGUGAAGUGGCUGCCUCCACAUCACCACCUGUACGUCCGGCAGCUGCUGAAGAGGUGGCAGGUGGAAACUCCACCGAGGAAGAAGAUGGGGCACGUAACCCUCGGGAGGUACGCUGUAGUGACUGCAUUGUAUGGAACAGGCAGCAAACGUGGCUAUGUGUAGUUCCUCUGCUAAUUGGUUUCAUAGGCUUGGGUCUGAGUCUGAUGCUUUUAAAGUGGAUCGUAGUGGGAUCUGUAAAGGAUUAUGUCCCGACCGAUUUAAUGGAUUCCAAGGGUAUUGGCCAGGACCCAAUUUUCCUUUCAAAGCCAAGCUCUUUUCCCAAAAGUAUGGAGACCACAACUACUACGACAACAACAAGGACCCCCAAUCAAAUUAGCACUCGUUUGACUACAACAACUCGGGCACCAACUCGUACCCCAGGAAGCAAAAUACCUAUCCGGGCAAACCCUAGAACGACCACCGUGCGCCAUACAGUCGUCCCUCCUACAAUUAUUUCAACCACUGUCCCCCUUAUUACUACCACUUUUGUUUCACGCCCACUUCCAGGGACCCCCACCACCCAGCCAAUGCCCAUCUGGCCCACUGCGGAAUAUUCUACCUCUUCUUACAAAAUGUAUCUUCAUGAUUCUACCCAAACCUGGACAGAAUCUCAUUUUCAGGAGUCCACUACCACUCCAGAAACUACCACUCUGCCCAAAUAUCAUACGACCACUUAUCUCACCGAACGAUCAGAGCACUUUAAACCAUGUAAAGACAAGGAUCUUGCAUACUGUUUGAAUGAUGGUGAAUGCUUUGUGAUUGAGACCUUGACAGCAUCUCAUAAACAUUGCCGAUGCAAAGAGGGCUAUCAGGGUGUGCGCUGUGACCAGUUCUUGCCGAAAACCGAUUCAAUUUUAUCAGAUCCAACAGACCAUUUAGGAAUUGAAUUCAUGGAGAGUGAGGAGGUAUACCAACAGCAGAUCCUGUCGAUCUCCUGCAUUGUCUUUGGAAUAGUUGCUGUGGGUGUGAUUUGUGCUGUCUUCUACUGCAAGACAAAAAGACAGACAAAAAAAAUGCAAGAGCAAAUGAAAGAGAUACAAACUGGGAAAAACUACAGCCUUCAUGCGUCAAGUUUUUUAGUAAAAGGAAAAAGUCCUGGAGAAAAUAGAGUCCAGCUACAUAAUUAUUCUAAUUCAGAAAGGGAACCCGAACCUUUGCGAGGGAAAGUUAUGGAAUCCAGCUUUUCAGAAACACAGCCUUUCUCAGACCCCCUGCCACCAGACAGAGGAAACCAGUCAACGAAGCAUCACAGAAACCUUUCAUCAUGCUGCAGUCCCAGCCAAAGGACUAGGAUGCUGCACAGAAAUGCCUUUCGAAGAACUCCCCCGCUGCCCAGGGGCCGCCUCAAUGGAAUUACAGGACCAGCAUAUCAGCAACUGGAAGAGCCUGGGCUGAUAGAUCAGGACACAAUGACUUGCCAAGGGUGUUCGUCGACUGAUUUGAAUCAUUUACAGAAUAAUUCAAUAAAUAUGCAACCGCGCUCAAGAGAAUCACAAUCCUAUUUUAAUAACACAUCUCAAAAGGACUCAGCCAGUUAUUCAACAUCUAGAGCCAACUCUAUCCCAAUCAUACCCUCAGUGGGGCUAGAUGAUGCCUGCAUGCAAAUGCAUAGUGUUACUGAAAUAUCAGGCAUCAAAAGGUGUAAAAACUCUUAUUCCAAUGAACUUGUCAAGGUGAAUAUUCCACCUAGCAACUGUCUUAUAGCAGAGCAACAGGAAGUUAAAAUUUUGCUUGAAACUGUGCAGGAGCAAAUACGAAUUUUGACUGAUGCAAGAAGAAGAUCAGAGGACUUAGAAAUGGCAAGCGCAGAGACCGAGGAUUGCGCCAGUGAAAAUACUGCGUUCCUACCCCUGAGCCCAAAAGCAAAAACUGAACAGCAGGCACAAUUUGUCUUAAGAAAUGAAAUUCAAAGGGACUCAGCACUUCAUGUGUGAAUUUUGAAAUGAUUGGACCAUUUUGUCUGAUGCCUAACAUAUCAGAAACUGGAAAAAAAAAAAAAAAGAGAUAAAAGCAAACAAAUUAUUUAUAUGCAUUUAUUUAAGAGCAUCUACAUAGAAGAAACCAAAUAGUCUAUCGCCCUCAUACCAUAGUGUUUUCUAAACAAAAUAUUUUUUUAAGGGAAAGAAGAGGUUUGCAGAGAGACACAGCAUAGCUAAUGCAUUGGAGUCUUUACAUUUAUUCUAUGAUGAUCUUUAACUGGUUUGUCUGCUGUAGGGCUUUUAAUGCAUUGAGUACAAAUGCUAUAAAUCGUCCUGCAGUAGCAUAGAGGUUAAGUAACCACAGGGGUACAUGAUCUUUCCUCAAAAAGGGCCAAAAGUAUCACCAUUCGGAAACCAUAAUUGUAUUUUUGUUAUAUGAUUUUGUUGACAAUGAAAGUAAAAUGCCACAACUAUCCCAAUGAAACAAUAACAACGAUGACGUGUGUUACAUUUUCCUGUGUUACUUUCUGUGUUUUACUUAUUACACGUACAAAUCACACACACACACACGUGUGCUGUAGAACGUCUACAUUCUCAAAAGGAUGACUGACUUAACUUGCUAUUCUCCAUGUACAAGACCUCUACCUUGGAUGCCUCCUGUGGUGUAUUAUCCUCAAAAUGCAAGCAGACACAGAA